UUCGUCCAGCAGCACCUUAUACUCCUCUGGCAUGGUCCAUACGGUCUCUUUGGAGGUUGCAUUAUGGUAGUAUUUCUUCCCUUCAGGUGUCGUGUACUCCUUCCAAGGACUUUUUUCAAGUGCCAGCUCUUUUGGUGUUUUUAGUUCAUCAGGCUUCUGCCAAACUGUCUGUCUAGUCGUCUGGUGAUAGUAGUACUUUCGUCCGUCCUGAUGCGUGUACUCCACCCAUAGACUCUUUGAUGGUGAAUCAGCCAUGGCGUCUUUGGCGUUAUGUUGAGUUGGUGCCUUUUCAAGAACAGUGGGAGUUGCUUGAUCUCGUUUAUUCUGUGAGGUGGCUUGUUACCAAAGCCAAAAAGCCUUGACCUUGUUAAGAUGCACGACUUUGGACUGGAGAAAGAAUUCAAUGCCUCGGAUCACAUCUCAGGAGCUAGUCUCAGGAAUCGUGCAGGAAUGCCACACUCAGUUCAGUAAACUUCCUAAGCAUGGGAAGCCAGCCAAGAAGACCAAUGGUCAGACAGAAUGGACUAUUCUUGCAGGAAUUGUCAUGGCAAUUCCUGUAAACGACACUGAACAGAGUGCUGAUAAAAAGGGCGAGGGAGAUGAACUAUGGGACAUAGCAUGUAUAUCACUUGCAACAGGAAGCAAAUGUUUACCUCAAAGCAAACUGAGUCCUCGUGGGGAUGUCGUAAACGACUGCCACGCAGAAGUCCUUGCUCGCAGAGGAUUUAACAGAUGGUGUCUGGCGCAAAUGCAAUCGUGCAUUGGCAAUCCCGACAAUCCCAAGAAUAUAUUUCGCUAUAUAGGAGAGCAAAGUACAGGGCAGGGCGAGAAGUGGCCAUUCUUCGAGCUUGUAAGCUCGCGUACUCAGUUCCAUCUGUAUGUCAGCCAGUCACCUUGUGGCGAUGCCACAACAGCCAGCCUUGCUUUGACUCAAACAGCAGAAUCUAAACAAGCUUUCAUGAAUGGCCAAAAGCUACAGACUAACAUGGGAACACGAAUAUUCGCACCAGCUCUUGAAAUCGGAGUCGUGGGAUCUAAACGCCAACGCGAAAAGGAUAUUGAAAGCUUGCCAGUUGCUAUAAAAUGUCCAAGGCUUGAUGAGAUGGAAGAUAUCUCUACCGUUAGUGCGUCGCUAAUUAAUUGCGAUCAUGUUCUUGAGCUUCGGCGGGGCCGGGUUGAUUAUGACUCAGUGGGUGUGCUGCGGACAAAACCUGGUCGAGUUGAUUCAGAGCCAACCCUGUCCAUGUCUUGUUCAGACAAGAUUGCACGAUGGAACGUCCUUGGAAUCACCUCAGCAUUAGUUGCGCCGUUUCUUAAACCUAUUUUUUUGCAAUCUAUUGUGAUUUGUGAGCUAUUUGACACUACUGCACUUGAGAGAGCGCUUUUUGGCCGAAUUAAGUGCUGCAGAUGUUCUGAUAAUUCUUUACAGCCAACGCAACUGCAUCCAAUUGACAUUCAUAAGACUACAUCCGUGUUCGAGUUCAGUAAAGAAUCAAUUACAGCAAAGAAUGAACAAGAAGGGGUUAUGACCCCUCCAGUUGCAUGCCCUUCUAGUAUCUCAUGGAUCGCAUCGGAGUCCUUGACAACGGAGGUCCUUGUGAAUGGCUGUAAAGCUGGUGCAUCUGCUAGACAACCGCUACAGUCAAAAUCAAGAAGUCGGCUCUGUAAACUUAAUAUGUUCAAAGCAAGUGUUGCUCUUUGGAAAAGUCUUCCCUCAUUUAAUCUGAAAUCUUCAAAUCAAGACAAUCUUGUGCAGCGUUUGAUGAGCGAGGAUUCAAGCAAUAUAAUUUAUGCAGAUUGGAAAGCACAGACUUCAGAGUAUAAUACUGUGAAGCAGCAGCUCUUUCAAGGCGUGUUCCAAAAUUGGGUUAAAAACGAUAAAACAUUAGAAAUGUUUAACGUUGAUGGAGAAAUAAAGUAA
Molecule: messenger RNA, 1921 nt
Organism: Lobosporangium transversale
Lineage: Eukaryota; Fungi; Mortierellomycota; Mortierellomycetes; Mortierellales; Mortierellaceae
Product: adenosine deaminase/editase
Exons: 6
Coding region: 404-1921 (505 amino acids)
Biological process (GO): RNA processing
Molecular function (GO): adenosine deaminase activity; RNA binding
Source: RefSeq, a predicted model, not a curated record